CUCCUGCUUCUCCUCGCUCGAGUCUCGGCGCCGAGAGGCGGCGGCCGGCGGGAUGGAGAAAAGUAGGAUGAACCUGCCCAAGGGACCGGACACGCUCUGCUUCGACAAGGACGAGUUUAUGAAGGAAGAUUUCGAUGUGGAUCACUUCGUGUCUGACUGCCGGAAGCGCGUGCAGCUGGAGGAACUGAGAGGUGACCUGGAACUCUAUUACCGACUCCUCAAAACAGCCAUGGUGGAGCUCAUCAACAAAGACUACGCGGAUUUUGUCAACCUGUCCACAAACUUGGUUGGCAUGGACAAGGCCCUCAAUCAGCUUUCUGUGCCUUUGGGACAGUUACGAGAAGAAGUUCUGAGCCUCAGGUCAUCUGUCAGUGAAGGCAUUCGGGCAGUGGAUGAACGGAUGUGUAAGCAAGAGGACAUCAGGAAGAAAAAGAUGUGCGUGUUGAGGCUUAUACAAGUUAUUCGAUCAGUUGAAAAAAUUGAAAAAAUCUUAAAUUCUCAAAGCUCUAAAGAAACAUCUGUACUAGAAGCAAGCAGCCCACUUUUGACUGGACAGAUUUUGGAGAGAAUUGCCACAGAAUUUAACCAGUUACAGUUUCAUGCUGUUCAAAGCAAAGGCAUGCCUCUUUUGGACAAAGUAAGACCGCGGAUAGCCGGCAUUACAGCCAUGUUACAGCAGUCACUGGAAGGCCUGCUCUUAGAAGGUCUCCAGACUUCCAACGUUGAUAUAAUACGGCACUGCCUACGGACCUAUGCCACAAUUGACAAGACACGGGAUGCCGAGGCCUUAGUCGGUCAAGUUCUAGUGAAACCCUACGUGGAUGAGGUGAUUGUAGAGCAGAUUGUUGAGUCUGAUCCGAACGGCCUUCAGAUCAUGUAUGAUAAGCUCCUGGAGUUUGUUCCUCACCAUUGCCGCCUUCUUCGAGAAGUCACAGGAGGGGCCAUCUCCAGUGAAAAAGGCAACAGUGUUCCUGGAUAUGAUUUUUUGGUGAAUUCUGUCUGGCCAGAAAUAGUACGAGGAUUAGAAGAAAAACUGCCUUCGCUUUUUAAUCCUGGAAAUCCCGAUGCAUUUCACGAGAAAUACACCGUAAGCAUGGAUUUUGUAAGAGCAUUUGAACAGCAGUGUGGAACACAGGCCAGCGUGAGGAGAUUAAGAGCACAUCCCGCCUAUCACAGCUUCAGUAAUAAGUGGAACUUGCCUGUUUAUUUUCAAAUAAGAUUUAGAGAGAUUGCAGGAUCCUUAGAAGCAGCACUUACAGCUGGGUUGGAGGACGCUCCAGGUAAUUUCCGUAAAGCGAUCAAUGGCGGAUGUCACCUUUUACUCAGGCCCAUCUCUAAUGAAAGUGCCAAGGAUAUUAAAAAGCCUUUGGUAACUGGUGGCAAAGACCCUUCAGUUACCCAGGGAAACAGUGAAGACCAAGCAAGUGGCCCCGCGGAAACAAAGCCCGUGGCUUCCAUUUCCAGUACGCAGCUUAUAUAUGUGGUCGCCGACCUGGACAAGCUUCAGGAGCAGCUUCCAGAACUCUUGGAAACAAUCAAGCCAAAACUUGAAAUGAUUGGCUUUAAGAAUUUUUCUUCUAUCUCAGCAGCCCUGGAGGACUCCCAGACGUCUCUGUCCGCCUGUGCUCCUGCCUUGAGUGACAGGAUCAUCCAAGACUUAAGCGAGUCUUGCUUCGGCUACCUGAAGAGUGCCCUAGAGGUCCCCAGGCUCUACCGAAGAACCAAUAAGGAAGUGCCAACCACAGCCUCCUCUUACGUGGACAGUGCCCUGAAGCCAUUUCGCCAGCUUCAGAGUGGGCACAAGGAUAAGCUGAGACAGGCAGUAAUCCAACAGUGGUUAGAAGGCGCCCUCUCUGAGAGCACUCAUAAGUACUACGAAACCGUGUCCGACGUUCUGAACUCGGUGAAGAAAAUGGAGGAGAGCCUGAAGCGGCUGAAACAAGCCAGGAAAACCACUCCCACCAACCCCAUCGGUCCCGGUGGCGGCAUGAGUGACGACGACAAAAUCAGGCUGCAGCUGGCCUUGGACGUUGAGUACUUGGGAGAGCAGAUACAAAAGAUGGGCCUGGCGACAAAGGACAUAAAGAGCUUCCCGGCCCUUGCCGAGCUGGUUGCCGCCACCAAGGACCAGGCAACGGCAGAGCAGCCGUGAGCAUCUUGGAAGAGCCCGCGGGGAGGGGAAAGCUGGACGUGGAGCCCGAGGGGAAGAAAGUGGCUCUGUCCUCGGGCCCAGUCUCCGUGGCCAAGAAGUGCUUCCACGGUGCCCGGCGUCUCGAGCAACACGCCAGGGCAGCUUCUCUCCGCACACUGGGGUCUCCUUUCGCCCAGGACAGAACACAGAAGCCUUUUUCCGUUGUAUGGAAGAUAGUUUUUAAGACACUUGAAACUUUCUACUCUAGUUUACAGAGCAAAUUAUUUUAUUUUUAUUGUAAAUCUUAGCGCGGAAGAGCUGAUUUCUAAAAUACGACUAAAGUGAAUAUAUACGUAGGACUCUGGAAAGCUGGGCCCGGGCCCCGACCCCUCUGUCGGAAGCGCCCGCCCGCCGGGGGUGGGGGGCGACCGUGUCGGAUGGCUCCCCCUCCUCCGCUGGGAAAGCCAGUGUGCGCGGUGACGCCUCAUGACGCCCUGAGAGAGGCGGCAAGGGGUGCCCCCUCCGUUCUCCCCCUGGGUGC
Messenger RNA from Puma concolor (puma), 2672 nucleotides. Lineage: Eukaryota; Metazoa; Chordata; Mammalia; Carnivora; Felidae. The record is from RefSeq and is a predicted model, not a curated record.